This is a messenger RNA of Limulus polyphemus (Atlantic horseshoe crab), 6145 nucleotides long. RefSeq names its product leucine-rich repeat neuronal protein 1-like. Lineage: Eukaryota; Metazoa; Arthropoda; Merostomata; Xiphosura; Limulidae. The transcript has 2 exons. Bases 483 to 3326 code for a protein of 947 amino acids. The record is from RefSeq and is a predicted model, not a curated record. Gene Ontology annotation, molecular function: protein binding.
UCACACACGAAAAGCAGAGGCUUGGAAGGCUACUAUUUGUUCAAUCCACACACCCACCCCUCAAACGUACGUUAGUGGUAUAAGCCCAGUUCAUAUAACUUGUCGGUGGAGAAGCGGAAAUCUAGUGCGUACGAGUUUAGGUAGGCCUAAGUAGAGGUGGUGCGUUUGUGUAUAUUUAUGAUUUUUCAACACGGGUUAUUUCAGUUGGAUAAAAACACACGAAAAGCAAACGUCAUUUUUAUUACUUAUUUCUUGCAAUGGUCAAUUAUAUGAAUGGAGUCUAUACACAAACUGAUUAUAUCUUAAACUUAAGUUAAAGCUAUAUGACAUUGUAAAGACCUUAAAAAGUCGUGGACACCGUUAAAAACGUAGGCACCCCAAUGACCCUGGCAGUCCUUUUCCGCACUGAAUCAGCUGCGUAUGUUCAACACUGUAAGGAAUACAAGUAAAUAUCUUUGUUGGAAGAAAAAUGCUAUAGCAGUAUGCUAUCAUCAAGCACACAAACAAGGAAAAUGAAGAAAGCUGAGGUUUACACAACAGUUCUGAUUCUGUAUGUUUUCACAUGUCAGUGCAGUGCUGUGAUACCUUCACACCUAAGUCAACCCACACUUCAAACAAUGCUGAUAGGUGGAACUUCAUCUGCACUAAAAAUUGACCACUUCUUGCAUGAUAAUGACUCCUGUCCAAGUAUAUGCAAGUGUCGUUCGUAUGAAAGCCACACUGAAGUGGAAUGUAUAGUCAGAAACUUAACAACUCUAGCUACACUUCCAACAUAUACAACUGCCUUAACUUUAUCAAGAACUCGGCUCAGAACACUGAAUAUCUCUUUUCAAGGUUUAUCACAUUUACAGAAACUUAUUCUUUCACAUAAUGAGCUGAAGUACGUCAACUGGAAGUUUCAUAACUUUUUCACGAAGCUCAAACUUUUAGACCUAAGUCAUAACUUAUUAUACGGUACUUUAUCUUCUAAUAGUUUACAUCUAUUUGAAAGUUUAGAAUUGCUUAAUAUUUCAUAUAACCAGCUUAAUGAGUUACCACAUUCAUUAUUCAAUAAGUUAAAGUCACUCAAAUUACUUGAUUUAAGUAAUAAUAAAAUAUUAGAGAUUGAUUUGCAUAGCUUUUCUAAACUUUAUUCAUUAGAAAUCUUAGAUCUUUCAGUGAAUAAUUUAUAUCAAGUACAGCAUGACUGGUUCAGUGACCUUAAAAACCUGAAAGAGCUAAGGCUUGGAAGUAAUCACAUCCAGAAUUUGAGUAAUGUAGUUUUUUCAGCAUUAAAUACCUUACAAUAUUUAGAUCUUAGUGACAAUAAGAUAAUGUCAAUAGGAAUGCUGAGUUUUAAGGGUCUGAAGGAACUAAGGAAAUUGAACUUGAGUAUGAAUAAUAUUAGUUUUCUACAGGAAACUACAUUAAAGCCCUUGAGCAAUUUAGAAGUUCUAGAUCUCAGUUUCAACCUCCUUGCAACUCUGGAUAACUUGUUUAGUUCUUCCAUUUGCUUGAAAAAACUUUUCUUGUCAAAUAUCAAGAGCCUUUCAAGAAUAACCAAGCCAAUGUUCAAUGGCCUUUUGAACCUGGAAGAGCUGCAAAUUGCAAACUCUUCACUUUCUUCAAUAGCGAAAGAUGCAUUUGUUCCAUUAACUAAAAUGAAAGUCUUGGAUAUAAUGGGAAGCAAUAUGAUCACACUCGAAAAAGGUGUAUUUGACACACUGUCAAUUUUACAAAGGUUAAAUUUGGCUGGAAAUCCAUGGCACUGUGAUUGCUACAUGUACUGGCUGUUGCCUUGGCUUGGAGAUCAUACCAAUGCUCAUCUUUUGAACCCAUUCAAGACUCUGUGUUUUAAUCCCAGUCCUUUAGCUGGUCAUACACUCUUGGAUGCUUUAGACAAAAACAUGGUAUGUACAAACACCACCGUUCAGAAAAAUGUCUAUAAAAUACAGUACAGAGUGGGAUCUUCAGCUAUACUCAACUGUCAGGCAGAGGGCAGUCCAACACCAAACCUCACUUGGAUAACUCCUCAGAAUGAAGUCUUCCAUUGGAGUGCUGUGUAUGAAAAUACAACUAAAUUUUUACUCACAAGUAGUCCCAAAAGAACCUACAAUGUGUGGGCAGACAGUUUUAAUCACUCAAAAGAUGACCAGUUUUUAUUACUUAAGAAUGGAAGUCUCUUUAUUAGUAAGAUUCAGCGUAUGGAUGGUGGUCAUUUUCGAUGCAUAGCAUCGAACCCUUUAAGUAAGGAAGUUGUGAAUAUUCAUGUCAGUCUCGACUAUGAAUUUUUGGGGAAUAUAAAAAUUAUUAGUAUCUUAGUGGGCUUUGCAUUAAGCUUUGGAUUCCUCUUGGUUACAUUGAUGGUAAUCUUAAUUCAAUUUAUUUUGAAGCGGUUUGGAAUUGAAUGUCCAUGUCCAUGUGGAAUUGCAUAUUCCACUAAAGCACAGCAUAUUAAACGUAUGUUAGAAAACAUGGAAGGAUAUAGGCGCCAACAACUUGAUCGUCUGCGAGACCACUACAGUGUUCAAGUACAGAGAAUAAAAAAUAACUGUAUACAACAAAUGGAGAAGCUCAGAGAAGGCUAUUCAUUGCAGACAGAACGUAUAAGAGAUAUCUGUGACUAUGGUACACAGCAUAUUGACCGUAUUAGAGAUAAUUAUUACCAACAAGUGCAGAGGGUACGAGAUUAUAGUACAGGCCAGAUUGAUAGGCUGAGAGAAAAUUAUGUAUUUCAGAGAAAUCGUAUCCGUAAAUUCAGUGCUCACCAAUUGUACAAGCUAAGAGAAAAUUACAAGGUACAACAACAGCAUUUGAAUAAAAUUCUAGAGAAUCUAAACCUCGAGAGUUGUCGCAAUGUUUGUGCAAGAACAGAUUCCAUAAUGUUUGAGCCCGAAAUCUUGGUAGAGCCUGUGUUUGUACCAGCAAUAAAUAAUGUUGCACUUGCUCAGCUACAGUACUGCAGCCAGAAGGACCAAGGUGACAACUCCAGUCAGACAUCAGCUUACUUCACUCCAGAUGAAACUGGAUCUCAGGUUUCUGAUCAGAAUGACUUCAUUUGCAGUGCUCUUCCAGAAGAGGUGCAUCAAGUUCAGUCCAAUGGAAGUGCCUCCAGUUCUCCUUUAAGUAUAGUUUCCAAUAAUUUAUCUAUCACAGCUACUAUGGAAACAGCAAACACCCCAGCAAAUUCUCAAGCUACACUUACCAAUGAGAGAAUUUCUAUUUUUGUUGGAAAACAAACAGCAGAUGCAUGCAAGGCAGAGAAAGAUAGGAAAAAAACAAUUAUAUCCUUAACCCCUGGGACACGACUGCACCGAUCUCGGAGUCUGCCAGAAACUAGGGUAUAACAAUGUUAACUACUACAGUGUACAGGUACAUUAUGUACUGGAGGUAACCUAUAACUUAAAUUCUUCCGUAAUCCAGUUAACAAAUAUGUAGUUUCCUUAGCAGAGCAUUCCCUAAACACUUUAUUCUUGAUGUUACAAACAGAAGAACAAUGCAAGUUUAGCUUACAGAACAGAGUGGAGGUAAUUUGGAGAUAUUUAGUAGUUUUGUAUUGUUUACCUUUAAAGUGUAUGUGUAUUUUUCUAAAGCUUACCUGUUUAGAACUGAAAUUUGAUUUAAAACAUUUUUAUCUGUCCAGUGAUUGAAAUAUACUCCAUUUCAGUAAAGUUUGACAUGUUUUCUAUUCUUAAGACAGUCUGAAGAGAAAUAUUAUCUUAAUACAUUCAAAGAUAAAGUUGUUGUCCAGUAAUUUACCCCCCUCUUUUUUUUUUUUAAAUGAGUGUUAGAACAAAACUGAUGGCAAUGAAUUUAUCUAGUCCACAUGUAGUUAACAAACUGUAAGAAAUCAGUCUCAUUCUAAAUGGGAACUUCUGUGACUCAGAUAUACACACUUACCAAUCAGCAAAUAACUAAUUUUAUAAUGUCUAUUUUUGUUUAUCCCAGAAAAAACCUCAAAACCUUUGAAUUGUCAAACGUUAGGAGAUUUCUUUUUUUUUCUUUUCUUAUUUUUAAAAAACAUUCUUAAACUAAAAAUGCUAUAUAAAGUGUUUUGAACUCUAAGUAUUUAUGAGAAAUGCUAUCCAAGUUAGAGAGCUUGCAUGCCUCUUUAGAAGACAGCAAACAAAUAUGUUGGCAUAAAGAAUAGGCAAACUAAAUGUUAAAUUGCCCAGACACACAAACAAAUACUCUUUAGAUAUUUUAAGUAUGAUAUAAGUGUAAUAUUAUGGUUAAGGUACUGUAAGGAGAUCAUAAAUAUAAUUUCUCUUUGUUGUUUGACUCUGAAAUUUUAAUUCUAUUAGAUUAUAUUUAAGAGAGAUGAAAACAACGUCCAUAGAGUAUGAUGGCUCCUUUCUUAAACUGCAAUUUAAUUUUAUAAUAGCUUAGAUAAAAUUUGACUAAUGGGCUUCAUUCUUAUAAUGUAAUUUUUAGGUAGCAUCAAAGAUAAUUCUAAGUGAACACUUAGGUUGGAAAGUUUAACCUUGUAAUUAAUGUUAUUAGUAAAAGUGAAAGAAGAAAUUUUAGUUUCCAUAAGGCAUACAAGUGGGCUUCCAGUGUAUUUGAUUUUUAACAGUUAUGAUUGUAAAUGUUAAGAGUCCAAAUAAAAGGUACUACAGUUUAUUAUUUUACAGUUCUUAUAAGUGAUGAUAAAUUGAAUUUAUUUGCAAUAUCUAAUUGCAAUCUGAAACGAGGAGCUGCUUUAAGAUACACAGUACAAAAGUAACUUUAAUUUGGAUUAAUGUUGAAAUAUUGUAUACUUUAUCAUCUUUACUACUUAAAACGUGUAAUAUAAAAACAAAAACAAAUCAUGUUUAGAAAUAAACACUGUGACUUGAUCAAAUACUAGUCUCUUUAGAACCUUAUACUCUCACGGUUAGAAGUCGGAGAAAAAAACCUUUUAAGUUUGAGGAACAGUUGUUCCAACAUACACAAGUGUUGGAGCAGAAGGUUUUGCAAGACUGGUACAUCUUUUAACUUUGAGGAACAGUUGUUCCAACAUACACAAGUGUUGGAGCAGAAGGUUUUGCAAGACUGGUACAUCUUUUUGUUUUCCUGGAAUAUUAAUCCUCUCCAUCUCUUGUCCUGGAAUAUUAAAUCCUCUCCAUCUCUUGUCCUAAAGCUCGUCAGUAGUUAUAGUAAAUGGAGAUUCUGUCAACUCUCAAUUUGAUCUAGUGAUGUGGUCUAAGGAGGUCUGUUUUUUAAUGUCCAUGCUUUUCUCAUCAUAUGGAUACUAAAAUGUCUCCAGUAAAUACUAAUCCUGAUAAUUCUAUCUUUCCAUUCUGCCAAACAUCAGUUCAAUACCUCCACUAAACAAGACAGUUCCUGUCACAUAAAAUGCUAACACAACAGAUGAACGUUUCAUCGUCCAUAGACAACUGGAUGUUGUUUCUGUUAACAGUCCUAUACUUGUAAUAGUAUGAUCAAUUCACAGUAGUUAUUUGUAAACAUAUUUUUUUUAAAUUGCAUGUUUUAAGUACUGAUGAUGAUAAAGUAUACAAUAUUUCAACAUUAACCCAAUAUAAAGUUACUUUUGUACUGUAUAUCUUAAAGCAGCUUCCCUUGUUUCAGAUUGCAAUUGGAUACUGUGAUGUUAACAGCAUGUUUAAUAAUUGCCAAGUUGAAUUUGCUUAAAGGUAAUAGUUCUCUCAUCUUGAUGCCUACUACAUAUGCAGUUUAUUGAAGUGAAACUAUGAAUUGGUUUGUUUGAUACUUUUAAUCAGAAAUACUCAGAUUUCUUGAACCUUUUCAUAAUGAAAACUUAAUGCAACUAACUGAAACAAAUGCAUUAUUUUUAGUUUUUAGAAGUACUGUUAUGUAGUUAGUCUUAUAUUCAAAAGGUUCAGUGAUAAAAGAAACAAACAAAACUGAUUACUGAGCAGUUGUAGUCAGUCCAUAGUUUACAGGAGGUGUUUUUUGUACUUUGUAGAAUCAAGGAACUUUUCAAAGUAAACGAAAAUGUUUUAAAAUUCUAAGUUAUUAAACUUGAAACCCUGCAAGGCCAAGUAAUACUGUUAAUAUUCUUUCAAAUACAUGUUUCAGUUGCUAGCUCAGAUAAGGUCCUGAAAAUAAAACCUGUAUGAAAAAUACCAAUUUGUUUAUUGCAAUGGCUUAUCAGAUCCUGUUAUCUCUUUCUGCCUAUACACUAAUAAAUUCUUCAAUAAAA